This is a messenger RNA of Pteronotus mesoamericanus, 227 nucleotides long. RefSeq names its product small proline-rich protein 2E-like. The record is from RefSeq and is a predicted model, not a curated record. The transcript has a single exon. Gene Ontology annotation, cellular component: cornified envelope. The coding region runs from base 1 to 216 and encodes 71 amino acids. Lineage: Eukaryota; Metazoa; Chordata; Mammalia; Chiroptera; Mormoopidae.
AUGUCUUAUCAACAGCAGCAGUGCAAGCAGCCCUGCCAGCCACCUCCCGAGUGCCCACCUCAGUGCCCAGAGCCGUGCCCACCCCCAAAGUGCCCUGAGCCAUGCCCACUCCCAAAGUGCCCUGAGCCAUGCCCACCUCAGCUGUGCCAGCAGAAAUGCCCUCCUGUGCAACCUCCUCCACCAUGCCAGCAGAAGUGCCCACCCAAGAGCAAGUAACAGUUCCAGCG